Penicillium roqueforti is the source of this 1053-nucleotide messenger RNA. RefSeq lists its product as uncharacterized. The transcript is spliced from 4 exons. Bases 1 to 1053 code for a protein of 350 amino acids. NCBI's taxonomy places the organism in Eukaryota, Fungi, Ascomycota, Eurotiomycetes, Eurotiales, Aspergillaceae. The record is from RefSeq and is a predicted model, not a curated record.
AUGGAUCUGGAUACGACCCCAGGAAUACCGCCGCCAGAUGGCCAGGAAUCACAUUUCCAUGAACCCUAUAACUCGUUGCAAAUAGGGACUGUCAUCGCCUUUGGCAUCACCUAUCUCAUUGCCACGGUUUUCCUCGCUCUUCGCUAUUUCCAGGCUUUCAAGCUGACCAAGAAGAUCGAGAUAGACUUGAUCACUAUCACGAUUUCUUAUGGUGUUGCACUGGUAUAUUUUGUGACUGUGGUUAACUGCAAGUCUCCCGUGACUAUCUUUCGGGUUAAGGGUCUACUCAUCAACACCUUGACUUAUUUGAUAUGUCCAUGCAUCACCAAGAUGGCCAUUCUAUCUGUCUUAUUUCAAAUCAAUCCUGCGAAGAUAUAUCGUUGCCUCGUCGUGGCUGUCGCACUGGCGAUCUUUGCGUACACUCUGACCUUAUGCAUCAUCACCGGAGGACCAUGUAACCCUCUCCAUGCAGGAACCACAGCCUGUCUAGAAAAUGUCGCCUUAUCCCAGGCAGUUCUGAACAUUGCCUCUGAUUUGGCAGUGAUUGCCAUCCCGAUCCCAACGAUACACCGUCUCCAUUUUUCAGAGAAACAAAAGGUCACGGUCGGCUGUCUGCUGACUUUGGGAUCUAGUGUCGUCAUUUGCUCCAUAGCACGCCUACCAUACGUCUUACUCCUCGGCAAAACCGCUGACACAACUUAUACCGAAGCCAUCCUAGGAGUGUGGUCCCUUGUCGAGGUCAACCUCGGUAUCAUAUGCGCCUGUGCAAUGCGGUUCAAGCGCCUAAUAUCGAUAUAUCUACCGCGGCUUUCGCUAUCCCCAUCGCACACGCCCCGUACUGCGAAACUCACAGAGGACACACCUAUGAAUAGGUUCCAGCCCAAAAAUACUGGAGGGCAACACUCAUACCGGCUACACAGCAUCCAUGAUGGAAAUCCCAAUCCGUUAGCUGGCACGAAAGAUAUCUCCGUCCACCGAUCGUUUAAGGUGGAUGAAGAACGUACAUAUUUGUACCGCAGAGACAAUGAUAGCACUGACAAAAUUUUAGCUUGA